Molecule: messenger RNA, 2173 nt
Organism: Fundulus heteroclitus (mummichog)
Lineage: Eukaryota; Metazoa; Chordata; Actinopteri; Cyprinodontiformes; Fundulidae
Product: E3 ubiquitin-protein ligase TRIM11-like
Exons: 6
Coding region: 199-1839 (546 amino acids)
Molecular function (GO): zinc ion binding; protein binding
Source: RefSeq, a predicted model, not a curated record
UUAUUUCUGCAUUUCGGAAAGCAUGUGUAUCUCUAUACGUAGCUGGCGUUUUAGAACCCUGAUACGGAUAUCGGGCCGUUUUUAGUAACCUGACACUCUAAGGCUCUUUAGUGGCUUGUACGCCUGUGAAACAUUUAUGAGCUGGAAGGUCAGGAGCGCUGGGCACAGAAGUCUGCCUCAACAGGUGAAAGCUGCAGCAUGGGGACCGCCGGCGAACCUUUCAAGUGCCCCGUCUGCCAAGAUUUCUUCACACAACCCGUGACGCUUCAGUGUGGACACGACUUCUGCCUCACCUGCAUCCAAGCCGUCUGGGAAACAGACGAGUCCACCGAGGGCCCUUUCUUCUGUCCAGAGUGUCAGAUAUUCCUCCCCCCUGACCUCGCUCUGGAGAUAAACACGGGCCUUCAGGAAAAAGUGAAGAGCUUCACUGCGAACCGACGACCCGCCGUGGCAGAGUCCCCCUCGCUCGUCCACUGUGACCACUGCAUCGAGCGGCCGUCUGUGGCCGUCAGGACGUGCUUGACCUGCGACGCUUCGCUGUGCCAGGCCCACGCCCGGCUGCACCAGCAGAGGUCUGCUCUCAGGGAGCACACACUGGUGGAUGUGACCACGGACCCGCUGUCGCUGAAGUGCAGGGAGCACCGGGAGGAGCUCAAGCUCUUCUGUAUGGAGGAGAAGAUCCCCGUGUGCUGUUUGUGUGUCCUGGUUGGCGACCACAAGCACCACAAGGCGUCUCAGCUUCAUGAAGCCAGUGCAGACUUUAGGAGUACUUUAGCGGCUCAUAUGAACCAAUUACUGAAGAGGAGAGGUGACGCAGAACACGCCAUUAAGGACUUGGAGUCCCUUUAUGCACAAACUGUGAAAUCUGCUGCGGAUUCCAGAGAGAAAAUCUCAGACAAGUACAGCAGAAUCCGUGUGGUGUUAGACGCAGACGAGCGCCUGAUGAUGCAGAUUAUAGAUGCGGAGGAGACGUACAUGACGGACUGGCUGGAGGCCCAGAGGGGCAUCAUGGAAACGCAGAUUAAAGAGAUUGACAGAUUAAGAGCCUCCAAUAAAGAACUCCUCCAGGAAACAAAUGAUCUGCAGUUCCUUCAGCAAAUCAGAUCACAGAAUCUUUGCGACCCUCUGGAUGUUCCUCCGGUCCUGGGAGUGAACAGGGACCUCUGCGACCACGAGAAGCUGAAAACCGUGGAGAGGCUCGUCGAUGACCUCUCGCUGGCCCUGUCGCAGCACUUUCCACGAAUGUGGUCAUAUCUAAGUUCACCUGCUUUGGAUCCAAAAACCGCCCACCCGCAGCUGGAAAUAUCCCCAGAUAAAAAACAGGUGUCCUGGAAACGCCAUCCUGUUGGCGAGGGGCUCGGCCCUCAGCCUUAUGACUCCCAGUACAGCGUUCUGGCUCAGGAGAGCUUUACCAGCGGCCAGCAUUACUGGGAGGUGAUUGUCCAGGACAAACCCUUCUGGAUGAUCGGCGUCACCACGGGUCUGGUCGCUGAAAAACGCAGUCCGGCGCCGCGUUCGCCCAGCCUGGGUGUGAACAGCACAUCCUGGUGCCUCUACCACGGAGACGGGCAGUACCUGGCUUGCCACGACACUCAGGAGAAGCAGCUGUCUGUGGCAAAGAGGGUCAGGAAGCUGGGCAUACUGGCAAACAUCCAGAAGGGGGAGCUGUCGUUCUACGAUGCCGAUGCGAUGAGCCUGCUUCAUGCUUUCUGCGUGCAGUGCACAGAGCCUCUCUUCCCCAUGUUUAACCCAUGCAUUGAUGUGAACGGAGUCAACAGGCAGCCGCUCACUUUGUUCUGGAUCAAGGAUCCCUGGAAUUGGGAGGAGGGUGAAAAAUGAACGCAGGGCAGCUUUAACACCAGAACCACGUAUUAAAUUAUCUAUGAUAGCUUUACGCAUUUGAAUUUUGUGGUAUAAAAAAAAAACCACUAUAAUCAUCUAGUAAUUGAUUGUAAAUAUGUAUAAACACAGAUAUGUGAAUGAUUUACCAAGGACCAAUCCAUCUUUCUUUGGUCUUUUGGUAACAUGAUUAUACAUUUUCAGUAUAUUGUCCUGAUCUUUUUAUUCUAUAGUCACACAACUUUUGAUAUUAGGUAUAUACAUAGAGGACUUACUGUGGAAGUCCAUUGUUGUGCUUUAUGGUGUGUUGGGAAAGUAUGCACACCUCUUUGAU